AUGGGGAAUUCAGUCGCGGAGCCCCUCAGCUGCGUGCGAUGCAAGGAGCCCCUGGUGAUGGGCCACGCCUACGAGCUUGGGGGAGACAGGUGGCACACACACUGUUUUUCCUGCUAUAAGUGCGACAAACCACUGAGUUGUGACUCGAACUUUCUCGUUUUGGGCACAGGCGCGUUGAUCUGUUACGCGUGCUCAGACUCUUGUAAGAGUUGUGGUAAAAAAAUUGACGAUUUAGCCAUCAUCCUGGCAUCUUCAAACGAGGCGUAUUGCUCGGACUGCUUCAAAUGUUGCAAGUGCGACGCCAAAAUCGAGGACCUCCGCUACGCGAAGACAAAGCGCGGGCUGUUUUGCAUAGCAUGCCACGAGCGUCUGCUCGAAAAAAGGAAAAACUAUGAGGAGCGCAAGCGACGGCACAAGAAACAGCUUCCCUUGAUACCACCUGGCGGCAGCAUGCUGGAUCUGAACGCAGAGGAUGUGCCUCAGACGGAACCUCAGACAGAACCCGACAUUGUUAUACCUGCGAGGUCAAAUCAGAGACCCAUGUCCCCUAUCAAAGACUUGGGACUGCGAACCCCCGCAUUUUUGAAAGAAGAUACGUCCGUCAAUUCUUCGCCUAAUGAUCAUCGCCAUCUCAUAUCCAGUGUUUCGUCACUAGCCGUUCCUUUAGAUUUCUCAGCUGCGACAUCGCCUGCGGGGGAGGUACCCAUAAUCGGCGAAAAACACAAUGCAAGUGACUUUGCUCUCAACAAGAGCAUAAUUCGUAGCAAUUCUGAGAGUGUCAUGGCUCAAUUCUUAAUCGAUGGCGACUAUGUGAGCACUGCAGAGGAAGAAUCCGUGAAGCGAGAGCAGGGUGAGAUGCUAGACGCCAGUAAGAGCAGUGAAGAGGGCACCGUGAUGGUUAACACGCCGAAGAAGACUCACAGAAGUCAACUAUCAAUUGACGACAUGCUGCAACAUACCCUGGAGAGCGAUGGAUACACAGAGAAUAAAAAUGAAAACGAGGAACAGCACUUGCUGGGCCUGCCUAAAGAACAGAAAAAGAUUCUUCUAAACCGGACGCCCUUGCGCAAUUCAAAGGAAGAGAACGUUAAUAAAUCUCCUACCGCGUACCGGCAGGGUCUAAUUUUGGAUGACGAAGAUGUUAUGAAUGCACUGAACUCGCCGGCUCGGGUUAAAGCUCAGGAAAUGUCUCCAAGAUCAGGUCUGGGAAUCGUGAAUAGUCUAGAUUUUGCUGCGGGAAGUGCCGAAGACGAGGUAAUUGGUCUUUCCUACGAAAAAAUGGUGCCUAAGGAGAGAAGUUCAGAGUCAGCAACCUCGCAAGGAUCGCGGUCACCUUCAAUGCACAGUCACCAACGGAGGACUUCGGGCGGUAAUGCCAAGAAGCUGGGCAGAUCCCUCUCUUUGAGGUCAAAAAGCAUAAUGAUGAAUUUGAGACCAAAAUCGAAAGAUUCAGACUCGAAUGGAACCGCACAAAAAGGUGGAGAUCAAGAUACACAUUCUGGGUGGGGCGUCACAACUCAAACUUUCCCAGAAGCUCCUUCUCCAAAAGGGCGGAUUGUGUCGAAACAUCCAAGCGAUAGCACAGUCUAUCCGUCUGCUGGCCGUAGUAGUUUGGAUUCCGGGCUGCACAAAAGGUCCACAAGUGGUGCUAACGGCGCAGUAUCUGUCUUUCGUACUCCUCCGUUAGAUACACAGGCAUCGUUUUCUAAAAGUGUGUCGUCGCACAACAAAAACCCAUCCAUGGGUACUGUACAGAUAGAAGAAGCCGAUGAAGAGAGCGAAAGUACACCAACUAACGAUCAGUUUUUAAAAAAGGACUUGUGGCACAUGGAACUUGCUCUUCGCCGGUUGAAGCUUGAAAUCAAUCAACUUGAAUCUACAAGAAAUCAAUUAAUGCAUGAUGUCGAUUCUCUCAAAUCGACCAAAUCAGCCUUGCAAGACGAAAUGCAUAGUUUGAGAGUUGAAAAGGACAUGAACAGCAGCGCUCUCGAACCUGUCGACUCUUACGAGCGCGAAAACUUCGAAGAAUCGUCAGAUAGACAGGAUGCAACAGCCAGUGUAGCUACGACAGCAAAGCCCAAGUUUUGGAAGCUGUUUUCUGGAAAUAGGCCCAACGCUAGCUACUCUAACGGGUCUAAUAAAUUGGACAUAUCACCACCAGUCCUUCAAAACCCGAACGAGUUCAAUGACGUCAAGUUUUUGCCGGUGCAAAAUAAGUCUCGGACUUCAUCAUCAUCGCCUCCAGCAGCUAAAGACGGAAGAACGUUAUAUGGAUCAACACUGGUUGCACGCUGCACUUACGAAAAAAAUGAGAUGCCAAUGAUUGUCACCACAUGUAUUAAGCAUAUUGAAUCUAGCGAAGAUUACCUCAAGAGCGAUGGGCUGUACCGGAAAUCAGGUAGCCAGGUUCUGAUUGAACAGAUUGAAACGGAUUUUGCGCAAAGCAAUCCUAAUGAGCUGAUAUCUGAAACUUUGAGAGCUGAGCUACGCCAGGAUAUCCACGCCGUGAGUGGUGUUCUGAAAAGGUACCUGAGGAAACUUCCAAACCCGAUUUUUACUUUUCAAGUGUAUGAGCCGCUGAUGGCUCUUGUCCGAGAUAGCAAUUUGGUCAAUGAACUGCCUCUAAAAGCCGCGAACAAUGAUGAAUACCAGGGUGUGUUCCAGGCUACAAUCAAGCAGUUAACAAAGAUUCUAUGCCAAAUGCCACCGCAGCAUUAUACCCUAUUGAAAGUCUUGGUUGAACACUUAGAGAAAGUUGCUCGCCAUAGCGAUGACAACCUCAUGAAUCUGCAUAACCUUUCUCUGGUAUUUACACCUGGCCUUAUUCGCGACUUCAGCGGCGAAAAGGACAUAUCUGAUAUGAGGGAGCGCAAUUACCUGGUGGCAUUUGUACUGGCAAACCACCGGUCCCUUUUCGAAUGA
This is a messenger RNA of Lachancea meyersii CBS 8951, 2922 nucleotides long. Lineage: Eukaryota; Fungi; Ascomycota; Saccharomycetes; Saccharomycetales; Saccharomycetaceae. The record is from the annotation of a GenBank genome assembly.